Molecule: messenger RNA, 1294 nt
Organism: Papaver somniferum (opium poppy)
Lineage: Eukaryota; Viridiplantae; Streptophyta; Magnoliopsida; Ranunculales; Papaveraceae
Product: organelle RRM domain-containing protein 6, chloroplastic-like
Exons: 3
Coding region: 15-428 (137 amino acids)
Biological process (GO): chloroplast mRNA modification; cytidine to uridine editing
Cellular component (GO): chloroplast
Molecular function (GO): RNA binding
Source: RefSeq, a predicted model, not a curated record
UUUCAGUUUCGAUAAUGGCAGCAACUGUACUUACAGUUGCACUACCUGUUUCUUCAUCAAUUACUGAAAGAUUAAAAGAUGUUUCUUGUUUUUCUUCAGUUUCUUUCUCUUUUUCUUCUGUGUGGCUUUCAUUUCGCACAACUGAAGAGAGCUUGAGAAAUGCUUUCCAAAAUUUUGGCGAACUUGUAGAAGUGAACCUUGUAAUGGACAAAGUUGCAAACAGGCCCAGGGGCUUUGCUUUCCUCCGUUAUUCAGCAGAAGAAGAAUCUAAGAAAGCUAUUGAAGGCAUGCAUGGCAAGGUGUGUAUCUUGAUUAUUUUUAGUAAAGAAAUUAGAAAAGCAAAACUGUCGAUGAAAUGGUUAAAUAAUUGCAGUUUGUGCUCAAAAGCAAAAGAGAGAACUACUAUAAUAGAUUCUUCCACUAUUUAGAAAUUACCACUUGAUUUGAAGAUUCAUGUUGUUUGUUUGUAUAUUUCCAGUGUUGUUCAUCUAACAUUGAAGUUACGUUCCACUAUUUUGGACUUCCCAUAAUAUUUAGGAUAAGGAAGUAACCACAGGUCCACAAGCCUAUUUUAUCUCCAUACUUGCAGCAUCUACAAGAACAGUAGAACUUGAUUCUUGAACUACUGGGCUGUUUGGCACUAUGUAUGAUCUCUUGCAUGUAAUCCAUGAUCGUCAUUUUGUUGUUUGAGGUAUUCUAAUUGCCUUAGAAUAACAAGUAGGUGUGGGUGGUGGAAUAGCAGAAGUAAUAUUGGCUGAUAGAACAUACUUUGUAUUAAAGACUUUGGGUUUAAAAAUACCUCUUUUACCCCUUGUUACCAUGGAGUGUGAAUUAGCCAGUGAAGGAAUACCAGAAGCUGAAGUAUGUUCAGAAUUUGUUGUAGUGGAAGCAUCAGAUGACUUAACAAUGUUUGAAGGAUCAGUAGAUAAAGUAUCAAUGGAUGCAGCUGGUGAGGUUGAUGUUGCAGGUGUUGGUGCAGAAAUCUUGACAGAUGGAGCUGUAGAAGCAAUAUCAGUUGGUGCUGAAGAAUUUGCAAUGCCAGGAAGUAAUGUAUCUGAAGAUCUCAAUGGGAAGAAAGUCUCAUUAAAUACUACAUGUCUGGAGAUAUAUACUUUCCCUGUUUUAAUAUCUAAACAUCUGUAUCCUUUGUGCAUAGAACUGUAACCAAUAAAAACAAAGUGUACACUCCUUGGUUGGAGUUUAUGUGUAGUGUAAGGCCUUAUCCAUGGAAAGCAUGAUGAACCAAAGGAUCUGAAGAAGGAAUAAUCUGGUUUCUGACCAAACAACUUUUCAA